AACGAACAGUUUGCAAACAUAUAUAGCGAGUCUCACGUCUGGUGAAAUUGACAGAUCAACACUUACAGACAUGGCUAAUAUUUGGAUUGGACUGUGUUCGAUACUUGCUUUGGUAUGGGUAUCAUCUGGAAGGAUACGCAGAGAUGAUCAAACGGAAGUACUUGUCAGUGAUUGUCUAUAUUCGAAGUGGGAUGCAUGGAUAAAAUGUUUCGAUGCAAAUGAUGACGGAGUAGUCGCCCUUGAUGAUCUAAAGCAGACAAGUGACAAAUUCAUCCAUCUUCAUGAACUCAUUGAAGAGGAAAAGGACGCCGUAGAGGAGCAAUUUAACAAAUGGUGGACAACUAUACUUCUUUGGAAUGGAAAUGAAAUUACACCUGACGACUUUGUUACGACUCAAGCUAAUGCCUUCAUGCAUGACCGGCAUGGAUUUGUUAACAGGAUGCAGGUAGGUGAAGAGUUCUUCAACAGCAUCCUAGACACUGAUAACGAUGGAUUUAUUUCAGAGAAGGAAGAAUCCAUCUUUCUGGUGGCAGUUGGUCAAACAGAUGACAAGAAAAACCACGAUUUCUUUGAAGGUUUCACUUCAGAAGAGAAAGGAGAACCAAUUGAAGAAAUGACAAGCAUAUGGGUCGACUACUUGACAAAUGAAGAGUGUUCUGAAAUUGAAAAUGUCAUCAGAUAUUUAGACCAAAAGGAUUGAGUCGUCACGUCAAACUUUUAAUACAGUAUAAAUUUUCGUUUUAAGAUCAGUACUCUGCUUUUCUAAAUCAAUAGUUUUUCAACAUCAGCUUUCGUGUAUCAUGGAAAACAUCUACUUUGCAUAUUAACUCUUUAGUGGCACAUACUUAAGAUUAAGUUAAACUCCAUUCUUGGAUUUAUUUAGUAAAAUGUAACUUAUAAGUCAAAUAAACCGUCAAAAUCGA
This is a messenger RNA of Ruditapes philippinarum (Manila clam), 923 nucleotides long. RefSeq names its product sarcoplasmic calcium-binding protein-like. The transcript is spliced from 4 exons. The record is from RefSeq and is a predicted model, not a curated record. Bases 71 to 700 code for a protein of 209 amino acids. NCBI's taxonomy places the organism in Eukaryota, Metazoa, Mollusca, Bivalvia, Venerida, Veneridae.